AUGCAUCGUCAUCACCUUUAUGAUUAUGAGCGGCUACGUUUACGUGGAAUAGAUUCGAUAUUCAGAAUCUCACAUGCUAAUGCUCAUUACGAUGUGGUGAAGACAUAUCCGUCUGCAUUCGUCGUACCAUCGUCAGUCGGGGACGAUUCAUUCCUGAAAAUCGCGAAGGGCUUCAAACAUGGCCGAUUUCCGGUGAUCACAUGGACAAGUGAAAAUGGGGCCCUGUUGAUUCGUGGAAGUGGCCUCACUACCAGCAAUGUUGUUCAGAAAAUUAAAAAGGCAAAUUUGCUUCAUGGUAGCGAAUCGGUAUCGACUCUGGGCGGAAGUCGAAUGACGCUUGUCUCUAAAGAUAGUGGUGAAGCCGGACCGCUGCACAGUACAGAAUUUCAGGAACACUAUCUUGCCCGCCUCGCGCAUGUGUCACCAUCGGGCAGUGGUGAUUUGGGAGGAACAAGUGGUAGCAUGACUAGCUUGUUAACAAUUGACAGCCUUCUCACAGCUGAUGGCAUGUCCGUGGCAACUGGAACUCCAGAUGCUCGUCGUCGUAAUCAGACCACAGACUUCGGACGGCAUUAUGCCACAUCUAUUCGGAGCAGCGGUGGGAAGCCGGGUUCCAGAGGUACGACGCGA
Messenger RNA from Ostertagia ostertagi, 630 nucleotides. The record is from the annotation of a GenBank genome assembly. NCBI's taxonomy places the organism in Eukaryota, Metazoa, Nematoda, Chromadorea, Rhabditida, Trichostrongylidae.